Messenger RNA from Drosophila suzukii, 3782 nucleotides. Its product is annotated as UNC93-like protein. The record is from RefSeq and is a predicted model, not a curated record. Gene Ontology annotation, cellular component: plasma membrane; striated muscle dense body. Gene Ontology annotation, molecular function: potassium channel regulator activity. NCBI's taxonomy places the organism in Eukaryota, Metazoa, Arthropoda, Insecta, Diptera, Drosophilidae. Gene Ontology annotation, biological process: regulation of potassium ion transport; regulation of muscle contraction.
ACAUCAUUCCCAAGCGAACGGCCAGCGAUCAACGUUUGGCCCACCAGCACACUCGAGAGCGAUAACGAGCAGCUGAUUUUACCUGAUUUUAGCUGAUUUUUUGCCAUUAUCCACUAUCUGGCAUCGCAGCAGCAGCAGCAACAACAACAAGGGCAUCGCAUCUCUUCGCAUCGCUCUCCCCCGCAACAACAACAACAACAAUUAUAAUAACGAUCUGUGACAAGACAAGGCAACAACAACAACAACAACUACAGCAACAGCAGCAAGCCAAAAAGUGAAGUGAACUCUCGGGCGCUCUCGUCUCUCCUCUCGCGCCUCUCACGCCUCUCACGCCUCGCUCUUUCGGCAAACUUCGGCUCGGGCUUUUCAACUUCGGCUUUUCGGCUCCGGCUUGUAAAUUACUUGCAAAGUUAAUUUUAGUCUCGGCUUUUAAUACCGUUUUAGUGCGUUUUCAAGUUGGUCGUGUGCUUUUCCCUCUCUCCGUUAAAAACGAAAUAAAAAAAAUUUUUAAUUUCCAAAAAAAACAAAUUCCGAAAUUAAUCCAACGCACCAUAACUAAAUAGAUCAAAUACCUAGCUGAAUGUGACUUUCUUGGUGAUCCUCGUAUAUCCUCGUGACUUUUUUUUUCGGAUCCAUUUUUUUUCCAACGGAAAUGUAAACCAUUCGCCCCAAAGCCCCUCUUUAAGCUUCCUGCUUCGAAGUCCAGAACAAAAAAAAAAAAGAAAGAAGGCGACAAAGUCCAAUUACAUAACAUUUAAUUGCCAAAAACCAAAAAACAAUAAACAAAUUAAAAACAAUAAUAUCAUAAUUCAGGAAUCCCAAAGCGCGCUCACCCAUACAAAGGCGAACGCAUUAAAAGACGGAAGUGCAUUUUUUUUUCGUUAAGCGGCAAAGCAGCGCAUCCUGUUUUUUGGGCCGUCCACACACGCUCACGCACACACGCAACGCGAACACAAGCACACACACAGUGACGCCUGGGAGACGCUCUCUCGUAUAAGAGUUGCAGAUCCACAAAUAACGCACUUUUCCCUUGGGUUAAUUGAUUAACCAGGCCCAAAUAAAUACAAAAGGGAGCGGAGAACACAAAGAGCCAGCAAGAUGACUGGUUUCACGAACGCCGGCUUCGAGAACGAUGAGCCCGUCAAGCCAAAAGCUGGUUUCGAGCCCGACACCGCCUCGCUGCGAGAGAAAGUUGUGCUGAAUCCGGCCGAGAAAUGGCGCAUCUUAAAGAAUAUCUCGAUCAUCUCGAUCGCCUUCAUGGUGCAGUUUACAGCGUUUCAGGGUACGGCCAAUCUGCAAUCCUCUAUAAACGCUAAGGAUGGUCUGGGCACAGUCUCGCUGAGUGCGAUCUAUGCCGCCCUGGUGGUCUCCUGCAUCUUCCUGCCCACGCUGAUCAUCCGGAAACUGACGGUCAAGUGGACCCUGGUCUGCAGCAUGCUCUGCUAUGCCCCCUACAUCGCCUUCCAGCUCUUCCCGCGAUUCUACACCCUGGUGCCCGCCGGCAUCCUGGUGGGUAUGGGUGCUGCACCCAUGUGGGCAUCCAAGGCCACCUAUUUGACGCAGGUGGGACAAGUGUAUGCCAAGAUCACGGAACAGGCAGUGGAUGCCAUUAUCGUGCGGUUCUUCGGCUUCUUCUUCCUGGCCUGGCAAUCCGCUGAGCUCUGGGGCAAUCUCAUCUCCAGCUUGGUCCUCUCCAGCGGCGCCCAUGGCGGCAGCAGCAGCUCGAACACCACCAUCAGCGACGAGGAUCUGCAAUACUGUGGAGCCAACUUCUGCACCACCGGAAGCGGCGGUCACGGCAACCUGGAGCGUCCGCCAGAGGAUGAGAUCUUCGAGAUCUCAAUGAUCUACCUAUCCUGUAUUGUGGCCGCCGUUUGCAUCAUUGCCUUCUUCCUGGAUCCCCUGAAGCGGUAUGGUGAGAAGCGCAAGGGAUCCAACUCGGCAGCAGAGCUGUCCGGACUGCAACUGCUGUCCGCAACCUUCCGUCAAAUGAAGAAACCCAACCUGCAGCUCCUCAUACCCAUUACUGUAUUUAUUGGCAUGGAGCAGGCCUUCAUUGGAGCCGAUUUCACCCAGGCGUAUGUGGCAUGUGCCCUGGGAGUGAACAAAAUCGGCUUUGUGAUGAUCUGCUUCGGAGUGGUGAAUGCCCUCUGCUCAAUCCUCUUCGGUUCAGUGAUGAAGUACAUCGGACGCACGCCCAUCAUUGUGCUGGGCGCCGUCGUGCACUUCACUCUGAUCACCGUUGAGUUGUUCUGGCGCCCCAAUCCCGACAAUCCCAUCAUCUUCUACGCGAUGUCCGGACUCUGGGGAGUCGGCGAUGCCGUUUGGCAGACGCAGAUCAACGGACUGUACGGGUUGCUCUUCCGCAGGAACAAGGAGGCCGCCUUCUCCAACUACCGUCUGUGGGAGUCCGCCGGUUUUGUGAUCGCCUACGCCUACGCCACCACGCUCUGCACGCAGAUGAAGCUCUACAUCCUGCUGGCGGUGCUCACGCUCGGCUGCAUCGGCUAUGUGAUCGUCGAGAUCCUCUACAGGAAGAAGCAACGCAAGGUCAAGAAGCAGGAGAGGUUGGAGGCCGCCGAGAAGGAGAAGGAGGCCGCCGCCGCCGCUGCAGCCGCCGCCGCCUUGGCCGCCGCCGAGGCAGGACCUGGUGGAGUCGAGGAGACCGACGACGAGCUGGACGAUCUCGAGGAGGACAUUGUGGUCACGCGCCUGUAAAUGUUUUAUUCUCCCCCCCCCCCCCCAAGUACACCCUCAAUGCCCCACAAGUCCCUCACACACCCCACAUUCCAUCAAGUUAUCGAUAGAUCGAGAGAGAGAGAACGAAAGCAAAUAUCAGGAGCGUCAUCGAUUCAAAUGCAAAAAAGACAACAAGAUUUAAAAAGAGAAAAUGGAAAAAUUCUAUCGAUAAAAAUUAAAACUAGCAUACCUAUCGAUCGACAAACACGCUCCGUGAUCGAUAAACAAUACCAACUAGCGCCGAUAGCAGGCCGGAACGCGUUGCAUACUUUUGUGGUUGUAGUUUUGUAGUAGAACAUUUGUACCCCUCACACCCGGAAACCCGCUCCAGCAAGAGAAAAACCAUUUAGCUCAAAGUCCAACCGAGUUUGGCUUAACUUUAGUUUGUACAUACAGAGAAGAGAUCGAAAAGGGCGAAAUGCAAAUAAUGCAAAGGCAGUGAGAAACCCCGAAAAAUGCAAAACUUAUGUGUGUUAGUCUAGGUGUAAGCACACUCGUACUUAGUUAAUAUGCACGCCUUAGUUUCAAAUGUUGAUUUAUCGAUGCAUACUUAUCGAAAAACAAGUGUAGAUUCUUUAUCGAUUUAUAUUGGCAAAGUAAUUUUCUUGUUUCCAAAUAAGUACGUCCCAAAAGCUUUCACUGGUGAAAUAGCAAAUAGAUAUUUGAAAUUCAACAAAAUGUGAUUAUCGAUAAAUUAGGAUUUGCAAAUAAAUCGUUCGUAUGCACUUGGUAUCACACAACCAUACAAACACACGCACACACCUACACACGAGGCACACACACUGCAGCAGUGUGUGUGUUUACGAUGCCUAACAAAUUGUUAUUUUAUUUUAAAACGUAUUUUAACUAUAGUCUAUCCCUAAACGAAAAUUGUAAUAUUCCCCCUUUUUGUAAAUUGAGUUUUUUGUUUUUUGAAAGAAAAAAACGUGAUAAUCUACACACGCCCACACGAAACACAAAAACAGUCACAAAAAAAAAACAAUUAUAUGAAAAUAGUCAAAUUUGUAAAGAUAAAAUGAAACUGGCCUUAAUAAGAUAUAUAU